AUGUCAGGGUUCGGUAGUGAUGCCUAUCGGCUAAAUCCGACCGAGCAAGACUCUGACACCAAGACUGCCCGAGAAGAGUUCAAGUCACCUGCGACAGAGAAUCCCACUAAUCCUGCAAUGAAGGCUGUUGCUUGCUCCGAAGAAUUCGAGAACUCCCUGGCUACUAUCCAGGACCAAUGCUCUAGGCUAAGUAGCAUUCUUGGCAGAUCAGUUCUUGAUACAGAGACGGAGAUGUUUUCAUCCAAUUUCAAGACAAGGUCGACUGUAGGGAUUAUGUUGACUGGCUGCAUCAUUGAAAACUUAGUAGUCGGUGGACCUGCAUACAAUUCCCAGAAGUUGAGCAGAGGGGAUAAAAUAGUUAAAGUAGACGACAAGGCCGUGAACUCUGACAACGUAGCAUCGGAACUUGUCGGGUCAGAUCAGCCGGGAAGCGAGGUAAGGAUCUUCGUCAAUGCUUGA
Molecule: messenger RNA, 459 nt
Organism: Guillardia theta CCMP2712
Lineage: Eukaryota; Cryptophyceae; Pyrenomonadales; Geminigeraceae
Exons: 2
Coding region: 1-459 (152 amino acids)
Molecular function (GO): protein binding
Source: RefSeq, a predicted model, not a curated record